This is a messenger RNA of Galendromus occidentalis (western predatory mite), 2038 nucleotides long. Its product is annotated as thioredoxin domain-containing protein 11-like. Bases 1 to 2028 code for a protein of 675 amino acids. NCBI's taxonomy places the organism in Eukaryota, Metazoa, Arthropoda, Arachnida, Mesostigmata, Phytoseiidae. The record is from RefSeq and is a predicted model, not a curated record. The transcript has a single exon.
AUGGAGCCAGGAGACCGGGCCAGCUCUGAUUCGGAUCAAACGAUUGAGGCGACUGAAGAUAGCUCUGACAGCCAUGAUGUGCAAACGUUUCUUGAUACACCUGGAGCCAUCGAGGGGGCUCAUGGAACGUUAGGAGAAGCCACAAGACCUGGACGAGAUCAGAGCAUCGCACCCGUACCUGAUAGACCCGUCGAUCCCGACGCGGACUCGAUCGAGGAGGAGGUCGUCGAGCAUCAGACGAUAAGCAUGGGAUCGCGGCUUGCGAGACUUAGACCGGUGAUAUUCAUCAUAUGCAUAUUCGCGCUAGGAGUCAAUCAUUUGAGGUGCUCGCCACAAGCCAUUCUGACGAGAGGUCUACCUGAAGCAAGAGCAGUUCACCAAAACACCGCUUAUCUCGACGUUUACGAUGGCGAUCUGAGCAGGGUCUUCGAAGAAUUCCUCCGACAUGAAAUGACUGUCAGCCUGUACUACGCACCAUGGGAUGCCAAGAGCUUGAAAUCCCUCAAGAUUCUCGACGAGCUAGCGAAAGGAAUUUCCGACGUCCGAUUCAUUGCUAUCAGCUGUUGGCAAAAUCCAUCAUGUACCAAAUACUACGAGUUCAAAUUCUAUCCGUCUGCCAGUGUCUACGUGCGUGGGCUUGGCAGCAUUCAGUACCCGAUGGGGUCGAUAUCGAAAGAGUACUUGGCGACUUUCAUCUACAACAUCAUAAACCCUAUAAGUGUGAUCAGUGAAGCCAGUCAGUGGUCUCAAAUGAGAGCCAAGCACUUCGCUGUCGUCACUGCUCCCAUGGAACACUUCCAAUUCGCAUAUACGCUGGCACUCGAAGCGUUGAGGCGAGAUCCUCAGCAGCGAGUUGGCUUUGCGAUCUUGAGAGAUUCUCGCCUCGCACCCGCCAUCCGCCUGCACCUGAGCAACGAAACGCUCGAAUACACCGAGGAAGCGAAUCCCACAGUCGGAGCUGUUGCCAAGUGGAUUUACUCGAAAGCGACGGAACCUUACACCGUUUUGGGCAAUCCGGGAUUCAAAAGUGCAAGAUUCCGUCAGGCAAUCAACGGGACUCGGGCGUUCGCCGUCAUCAAAUCUCCGCCCUCGACGAGGCUGAACGUGCAACUGCACUUGAUGUCCGCAGCGCUAUUCGGUUGUCAAGACUCCCCUUCGAACCAUACGAGGGAUAUGCUUAUCUCUCUGAUCAUGAGACUGCAAGCUGAAUCGUCCGCCUGUAAGAAGAAUUCGAGCCCAAUCGAAUGCGUUUCGAACGGAAACCACUGCCUCAAGCUCAUGGCGAGUGUAUCUUAUCGCAAGCAUUGGGCUGGCCACAUCACGCAAUAUUGUCGCGAGAGCGAGCAGGAAUUGUUGAAACGGAGCGAACGACAGAAGUUCUGUUUGACUCAGUGGGCGCUCCCUGAGAAAGAAGCUUUCACUACCGAUUUCCAGCUAUAUGGUCUCGCAUGCGGCCGCGAGGACCGAUUCCGAAUUAUAGUGCUCGAUGCAGCUCUCUUCGAGAGCAUGUAUCCCGCGGAAGCUCCGGUCGUCAUCUUCGACACGGUGGAAGAAGUCAAGUAUCUACUGCCCGAGGAUCAAUUCUCAGCUCGAGGCAUCGAGAUCUUCCUCCGAAAGUUUCUGACGAAGUCCAAUGAGAUAUUGAAGAGGUCCACCAGCUUAGUCCGCACUGAUCUGUUCCAUUCGAAAGCCGAGGACUUCGUUCCCCCGAACCGAACGCCAGGCAGUGCCAUACACGAUACCGUCGUUCUGUUCUAUACGAACUGGUGUGGCUUCUGCAAAAGUUUCACGGCUGCGUACUUCAGAGUUGCUAAUUUCUUCGGGACGGCCCCCAUAUCCUUCCGUCGCGUCGACGCCGAAGGAAGCCGUUUCGAAGACAUUAAGUACGCACCGGAUAGUUAUCCUCAGGUUGUGUUCUUCCCAAGAAACAGUUCCGACAGCUUCCGGUAUCGAGGUCCCUGGAAAGCUCAAGGACUCACCCGGUUCAUUUUCGAGCACUGCAAUGAGGAUGUUCUACAGUCGUUCUGACGAUACUUAG